Culex pipiens pallens (northern house mosquito) is the source of this 2008-nucleotide messenger RNA. RefSeq names its product ornithine decarboxylase antizyme (gene Oda). The record is from RefSeq and is a predicted model, not a curated record. Gene Ontology annotation, cellular component: cytoplasm; nucleus. NCBI's taxonomy places the organism in Eukaryota, Metazoa, Arthropoda, Insecta, Diptera, Culicidae. Gene Ontology annotation, biological process: positive regulation of protein catabolic process. Gene Ontology annotation, molecular function: ornithine decarboxylase inhibitor activity.
UACACGCUCCGGAUAGUGGACGUAUUCUCGUAGUCUGCUCGCGCUCGAUACACGCCAGAUCCUUUUGCACAAAAGCAACAAUACUAGUACAAGCUUGCGAAAAAAAAGUGGGAAAAUAAAAAAAUAAAUCUCAUCAGAACACCUGACCGAGUGCGUAAAUAACACAAAACAACAAGGCAGUUAAAGUGUUUGCAAGUUAAUUGGACAGGAUAUAAUUUGCAAAAAGCUAUUUUGGGAGUGAGAAGUGAAACAUAAAGAAAGUUCAAAAAGAGUAAUAAAAAAUCAACAAAACGAAUCAAAAGUGAUUAAGAGAGCAUUUAUAACUGAGUGAAAGUCAAGUGUAAGAAUAAAGUGAUUUCAAAGAAAGGAAUACAAAAAGUAAAUCUUCCGAUCGACGACAAAGGGCAAUACUAAAUGAUGAAGUUUGUGGCCACCGAAAUGAUUAAUAUCGUCAGUAUAAUGGAACCGGCUAGUGAGGAGGAGGAGGCGGGAAGUGAGCCAAUGAGUAGUAGUAAUCGUGCCAGUAAACGCACGAUUUCGUCGUCGUCGUCGUCCUCCUCUUCCUCCUCCUCGUCGGCGGGCUUCGACUCCUACUGUGUUUCGUUGGCUGUAGGACCGCUGUGGUGGUCCGAUGUCCCAACACCCAGAACCGACCACGAUAGGGCGUCUCCCUUGAAAGAAUACAAUCGCAAGACAUCUAUAGAUUCGACCACCACCGCUUCGUCUGAGUAUACCGAUCUUGAUUUCACCGAGUCGACCGUAGAUUACAUGAACCAGCAUGAGGCCGCCGUCAUCCAGGAGGUGCUGUCCCAGCCGACGCCCACCCAGGUCACGCUGAAGCUGUUCGUGACCGCGCAGAAGUUCAGCUCCUGGGAGACGAUCUUCAGCCCGCUCGACAACAUGCUGUACGUGAACCUGCCGUCGACGAUGUCGCACGAGGCCUCGAAGCACUCGUUCAUCUCGCUGCUGGAGUUCGCCGAGGAGAAGCUCGAGUGCGACGGCGUCAUCCUGUGCAUCCGCAAGGACCGCCUGGACCGCCCGAACCUGGUGCGCACGUUCUCCUUCGUCGGCUUCCAGCCGGUCAGCCCCAAGUCCCCGCUGACGCCGCCCCACAUCGAGGAGCAGCAGAAGGGCGAGUACCUCUUCAUGGUCUACAACAUCGAGGAAUAAAAGAAAUCAGAAAUCAAAAAUCACUCUCAGACGGAGGCGUGUGGGUGCGUUUCGUCGAUCAAAAUUAAGUCUCCUGCCAGUGGUCUCGCCACUUCCAGAACGUCUCAGUGGCAUUUAAACCUGUUUAGUGACAUGCGGAGAAGAGAGGGGGGGAGUGCGCGGCCACUGGCCAGAGUAAGGACACGUCGGGACGCCGAGCUUCGAUUGGUGGCAGAUCGUCGCAUCCCAAAUCGGUGCGCCCGAUGAAUCUGUUUUGAUCGCGACGCAUUAGCAAAUGCCAUCCCAAACAACGACUUCAGCGAAUAUUUUCACCGUGUAAUGCAACUACAUAAACUAAGAUCAUCGUGUAAAGUUGAAGAAGUAAGGAAAUGAGAAGAGCUAAGAACAUCUCUCUUUUCACAAAAGAUUACAAUACCAAUAACAGCAUUGAAAACAUACAUACAUACAUACAGAUACAGAUACAGAAAACACUAACAGUACAUAAGCUAUCUUGUAAGUGACAACAACAUAUAAUGCGUAAUCCUAAUAUUCAACGGUCGAACACUUGCGAUUUUCAAUUAUUUCAAGUGAAAUGCUUCUAUCAUCAAAUAAAUUAGAAAAUCCAACAAAAAAAAUUAAAAAUGUUUUAAAAAUCACAGCAAAAAAAAUAACAAAAUGUAGAAAAAUCUUUUUUAUAAAAAAUGUAACGUUUUUUACAGAAGAGAACAAAAAAAAGAAGAUACAAACAUAUUAACUAACUAUCUAUAAUAGAAGAAAUCGAGUAAGGAGGAACAAAGAACUUUCCCCUGAGCAAAAGCAACAACAACAACAAAUUGAAUUGAACUAGCAAACAGCUAAG